Messenger RNA from Belonocnema kinseyi, 2048 nucleotides. Its product is annotated as gastrula zinc finger protein XlCGF28.1-like. NCBI's taxonomy places the organism in Eukaryota, Metazoa, Arthropoda, Insecta, Hymenoptera, Cynipidae. Gene Ontology annotation, biological process: regulation of transcription by RNA polymerase II. The record is from RefSeq and is a predicted model, not a curated record. The transcript is spliced from 3 exons. Bases 533 to 1789 code for a protein of 418 amino acids. Gene Ontology annotation, molecular function: DNA-binding transcription factor activity, RNA polymerase II-specific; RNA polymerase II transcription regulatory region sequence-specific DNA binding. Gene Ontology annotation, cellular component: nucleus.
UUUUGGUGAGAAAUCCAAGAUGUCCGCACAGCAAAAUUGGUAGAUCGUGCAGCAAAGGCUAAAAUUAUUGGCAGUUUUUGGGGUUGUUGACGAAAACAAAUAUAAUUGUUAUUUUUGUUAAAGAAAAGCAUUUUAUAUUUGUAUCUACUUUAAAGGCAUUUGAGGAAUUAAAUUUUCUCCAGACAUAUGUAUAACCUAUAAAUACCUCAUAGAUGUGAUACCUGGUAUAUUUUAUUAAUAAAUAUGUAAUCCACGCCAAUAAAGUAGUAUCUAUAAUAGAUCAUACCUGUUUGUAGAGAUAUAUGAUGUAAAUUGCACAUGUACAUGAACAGAAUGUUGUCUAAUGUCAAUAGUUUGUUGGAAUUAUGAAACGAAAAUGGAAGACUGGACAAUUGGAUCUAAAAAAUAAUGAUAAAUUAACAACCGGAAAAAGGCUCAGAGUAAUGAAAUCCCGAGCAAAUAUGAGUCUCACAAAAUAUACUUACCUUGACGAAAGGAAAACAAAAUAUUGAAUACAUUUUUUUGGUGUAAUAUGCGCAACAAAGAUUUUCAAAAAGUAAACAUGUCAACACACGAAAUCGUAAAACCUUUUCCUUGCGACGUUUGCUCGAAAGGCUUUGAUAAGAUGCAGUACUUGAAGACUCAUAAAAAGUUACUACAUUCAGGUAAAAAAAUUGAAUUGCCUUACGAGUGCGAUGUCUGUAAAAAGAGAUUUAUUAGUCCUAGUCAAGUAAAAGCUCAUAAGCGUAUGCACACUGGAGAAACCCCUUUCGAAUGUGACAUAUGUAAAAAAAAAUUCAGAUACAUAAAGAGUUUUAAGGUGCACAAAGUUACUCAUACCGAAGGAAGCAAGCCCUUCAAGUGUCCAGUGUGCACAAAAUGUUUAUCCACUGCUGACACUUUAAAGUCGCACAUGCUUAUACACGAAAACAGCAAAUCUUUUGUUUGUGAAGUUUGUUCAAAAGCUUUUGUGAGUAUGGUUCAUCUAAAAAAGCAUCAGCGUUUACACUUAGACAAAAAGCCGUAUGAGUGUAAAACAUGUGGAAAAGGAUUUCUUAAUGCAUUUAAGCUCAAUAUUCAUGUACGCAGUCACACUGGGGAAAGGCCUUUCGAAUGUGACAUUUGUAAGAAAAGUUUCGCAAGCCACUACAUUAUGAAGAAGCACAUUCUUGCUCAUAGAAAAAAUGGUAAAGUUAACAGAUGUCCAAUCUGUGAAAAAUUAUUUGUCAGACCAAAAUAUUUAGAGCUCCAUAUAAGAAACCACUCAGAAGUUAAAUCUUUCGAAUGUGAAGUAUGCAAGAAGUGUUUUUCAGAAUGCCAUGAUUUAAAUUCACACAGGGCUAUCCACGAAGAAAUAAAACCUUUUGUUUGUGAUGGUUGCUCCAAAGGUUUCUUGAGGAAACAUCAUUUAACAAGGCAUAAAAAGUUACAUUGUGAUAAAAGCUGCAAGCAGGGAAAUUUGCAAGAGCCACUUUUUGAAACGGUUCUUUUGAGAGCGUAUGAAGAAAACAAAGGAGCGAAUUUAGAAAGUGAUAACUAUGCUGUUGAUCAUUCUGAUCCUACUUUGGUAGAGAAUACAAUAGUUGGUGGUGUGAAGACUGAACCUAUGAGUGAAGCGGAAGAUAAAGGAAAUAAGAAUUUUGGAAUUAAAGUUGAGUCGAAUGAAGAAAUUAUUAAAAGUGAAAACUCUAUUUUUGUUUCUGUAAAAGAAGAACCUGAAGAUACUUUCGAUUUAAAUUACCAAGUAGAAUUUGAAGCUGUAAAACAAGAGGUUAAACUCGAAGAGUGACAUGUGCCAGACUGUCAAAUGACCAAUUGUUUUUUUAAAAAAUCUUACUCAGGGUGGCCGUUUUAAUCUAAGAAAAAAAUGCCCGUUCUUUCCCGGUUCAGAAAGUGGAACUUAAAAAGUUUGGCAUUCAAAUGCUCAACAAUUUAAACGUGAAACUGGAAGGUACUAACACUUUUCAAUUGAACAAUUUUAAAUGAAAUGCAGAUAAACUGCAAAAUGUAGAAUUUUUCACUUUUAUCAAUUAAUGAGUUCAAAGAUU